This is a messenger RNA of Hyaloscypha bicolor E, 1047 nucleotides long. RefSeq lists its product as uncharacterized. The coding region runs from base 136 to 843 and encodes 235 amino acids. The record is from RefSeq and is a predicted model, not a curated record. NCBI's taxonomy places the organism in Eukaryota, Fungi, Ascomycota, Leotiomycetes, Helotiales, Hyaloscyphaceae. The transcript has a single exon.
CUCUUCAGGCACCGACCUGUCCAACAUCUUUAACCUUGACUCAACCCCCUCAAUUGCCUCAAUUGAAGUUAUCCAUCAAGCUCAAUAGAAAGAAUAAUUCUUGAGGGAAAGAGAAGAAGAAAAAGAUCCUGCAAAAUGCCUUCUCCACUUUUAGAAGGUGCCUACCUCCUCCAAGCUUUCCUCGCAGCAAUCGAAGUGCUCCAAAUCUCCUCGCUCUUCUACUGGGGCUACGCUCCUUACUCUCCCAACGUCUACUCCUACAUGUACCUCCCCUCCCACUUCCCUUCUCUCGCCCCCCUUCAAGCCCGACUAACACCACCCAGCGUCCACUCCCUCGGCCCGCUUCUCGCACUCCUCCUCCUCUUCACAAUCCUUGUGCAGAUCAAAACCCCCAGCCCCACACGAAAACAAACCCUCCGCUUCGAGCUCCUAAAAAGCCUCAUCGUGUCCAUCUUCUGGGUCUGGCUCCUUAUCUCCAGCAUCAUCAGAUGGCAUUGGGACCCCUACUACCACCUCGCGACCAUCGUGCUCUCGUUCCUCUUUGUCUGGUCUGUGUACCUUCUCUUUUCAGCGUCCCUUCCUCGCCCCUGCAGCAUUUGUUUUAUUUUCCCGGGUUUUUACACUUCCAAGUUCGAGCUGAAAAAUCAAACUGCACGGAAAUGCAAUAAAUGUACUGCACCUAUAGCGCUGACAAAAGACACAGCGUGGUCUUCUACUCGACGCUCUGGGUCUCCCUGCGCAAGGAGCCCCACCCAGGCGCCGCGGUGCGAGGCGAGGCUGAGUCCCUUCUGCCGCAUUAGGCUCUCAAGUCGCCCAUGCCAAAAUCCGAAAGGGACAGAAUGAAUGGUGGCUAGCUGAAGCGCGCGGGUGAGACAUUCUUUCGAAGAUUCCAUGCGUAGUCGGGUUCAGGGUUCCUUCAUCCCACGUUCACGGGACCAAGCAUAACUACCCCACGUCCGUUGGCCGCGGUCACUCCGAGCCUCUAUCAUAGGUGGGUAAUUUCCGAUCAUAAAAAGCAAAAAUAGUGUUUCGUUUCAAGUGAGGAUC